Molecule: messenger RNA, 1579 nt
Organism: Rhineura floridana
Lineage: Eukaryota; Metazoa; Chordata; Lepidosauria; Squamata; Rhineuridae
Gene: CFDP1
Product: craniofacial development protein 1
Exons: 7
Coding region: 85-924 (279 amino acids)
Source: RefSeq, a predicted model, not a curated record
UUGCUCCGAAAACCGGAUGUACUCUAUGGUAGUGGAAGUACUUCCGGCUUAUUACUGAGACGGUUUCAGCUUCGACGCAGAGUCAUGUCGGAUUCGGAGGAGUAUUCGUCGGGGGAGGAUGAAGAUUACCUGCCCUCAGGUGAAGAAUACAGUGAAGAUGAUGUAAAUGAAUUGGUGGAGGAGGAGGAGUCCCAGAGUGAAAAGUGCAAGAAGAAUUCCAAGGGGAUCACAUGUCGGAAAAGGAACAAGGGAGGUGGCCUUUUCUUAGAGCCAGAUGGAGGUGGAGCCUCAAAAGACGAUGAGAGAGACAGUGAGGUUGCUGAGUCAGCAGAAAGUUACCCCCCCAUAACAGAAAGCGAGAAGAGGCAAAAAGAAGAUGCUCUGUGGGCCAGCUUCCUCAGUGAUGUGGGCCAGAAGCCUAAAACAACAACUGCAGGUCAGGCAUCCUGCUGCACGCAGAAAGACAAGCUAGCUGAAGAGAAGAACUCCUGCAAGCCUCAGGAGGCAGCGAAGGGAGCCGAGAAGGGCAAAGUUGCCAUCACCGAAGUGUUUGACUUUGCUGGUGAAGAGGUGAGGGUCACAAAGGAAGUAGAUGCUACGUCAAAAGAAGCCCAGUUCUUUCUGAAGCAGCAAGAACAGAAGACGGCGGGCUCAGCAUCUCCUACUGUUUCUGGAGUGAAGCGGCCAAGUGGCAUGAGCAGUCUUCUGGGGAAAAUGGGCACCAAAAAGCAGAAGCUGAGCACCCUGGAGAAAUCUAAGUUAGACUGGGAGACCUUCAAAGAAGAGGAGGGCAUCAGUGAGGAGUUGGCCAUUCAUAACCGAGGGAAAGAAGGGUACCUGGAGAGGAAGGCAUUUCUGGAGAGGGUUGACCACCGGCAAUUUGAGCAUGAGCGGGACAUCCGCCUAAGCAACAUGAAGCCCUGAGGUUGCUGCUGCAGAGCCCAGUCCAAAUGAUGCUUCUAAUCUGGCCAUCCUCAGGAGUCAGUAACUCAGUUAUGACCUAUAUGGAUUUUCUUUUUCACCACAAUGGUAAACAGGUGAACUGAGGUCACUGUGGCGGGUGAUUUGCCUGCCAAGGGGCUACCGUGUGCCGUAGACGCCAACAUGGUUCUGCUGGAUACUUGUCAGUAGCUGCGGUGGAUAUUUUCCAGGCCUUCAUGCUCCUGGUGGUUAGGAGGGAUGAAGCGGACUUUGUGUUGUGGAACAAGCCUGCUUAUGCCGGACACCUGGGCACUGAUUCCGUGGGGGCGUCACUCAGGGGAUCUCAAGGGCUGCAAGUUCACGUGCCCCCCCUCCCCCGCAGCUGGAGGGUUUUCUUCACAAGGACACUGCAGUUGUGCAUUGUGUCAGUCUCGGGCUGUGGUGAGCAAAGUGGCUCAUUGACCUGCUUUCUGAAGAGGCUUCCUCCUCUCUCUAGGGAGCCUCCACUCGGUUUUUUGUAAAGCCUGUCCCGAGGAUUUUUUUUUUUAAAAAAAACAAGUCCUCUGUCAUGCUCUGCAGGAACAUUGGGGAAAGAGCAGCGUGAAUGUGAGGAAAGUCACCAUCCCUUUGUUCCUUUGAAUAAAGUGUUCCCUCUGUA